AUGGGUAAUGCUGCAAUAGGUUGCGAGGCAGACCAGGAACUGCCUGAUGCCAUAGAUCUGACACACCACCUCAAUGUGUUGUCGCGGUCACGGCACCCAAGUCCGCUGAAGGAUAUAAUCAAGUUUAUGGGAUAUGAUGGGAUGAUUAGUCUGGCAGGAGGUUUACCACACCCAUCACUAUUCCCUAUCCAUGAUGCAUCUUUUACUGUAUCGGAUCCCGGCGGCUCAGAUAGCCAAUCUACCAUUAAGCUUGAUAAUAAAGGCGCAUCCUCGCAGCUAUUGUCGGCGUUCCUGCAGUAUGGAAACUGUACUGGAAACGGCGAGCUUAGAAAAUGGUGUCUUGACUUUACACGGAAAAUCCACAAACCAGCCUACAAGGACUAUGAGAUCCUACUCCACCCUGGCAACACUAAUGCCUGGAGCAAGGUGGUAGGACUCUUGUGCGAGAAGGGCGACUAUAUCCUCUGCGAGAGCUAUACCUAUCCGUCCUCUCAAGCACUAUGGAUCCCCAAUGGGAACCUAGCCGCACCCAUUGCCAUGGAUGAAGAAGGCAUUUUAGAUACAGCCCUGGAGGAGGCACUCGCGACCUGGGAACACGUACAUCCGGGCACAAAAAGACCGCACGUACUUUACCUGGUAAGUGUGGGCUCGAACCCGACAGGUGUGACCAUGGGAACAGAGAGGCGGUGUCGCAUAUACGAUAUUUGUGUAAAAUACGACAUAAUCAUCGUCGAGGACGACCCCUACUACUUCAUCCAGUACCCGGACCUCUCCAGUACGGCGGAGUCCGAGCCCUACCGGCUCCUCCCCAACGACGACUUCGUGUCGUCACUGGUGCCGUCCUUCCUGCGCUUCGACCGGCAGGGCCGCGUCAUCCGCCUCGAGUCCUUCAGCAAGACGCUGGCCCCGGGCCUGCGGCUCGGCUACUUCGUCGCCAACCCGCGCUUCACCGAGCGCCUGCUGCGCGCCACCGAGGUCGAGACCCAGGAUCCCUCGGGCCUGUCGCAGGCCGUGGUGCUAGCGCUGCUCGAGCGCUGGACCACCGACGGCUACGUCAGCUGGCUCCAGAGCCUGCGCCUCGAGUACCAGCGCCGCCGCGACUGCAUGGUUGCCGCGAUCCGGGACAACCUUGACCUCGUGCCCGCGUCCGAGUUCCCCGACCUGCGGGCCCAGGGUCUCGUGGCCGCUGUGAGAGCUGCCGAGGGCUCCGCAAGGAUUCCAGUCUUCAGCUUUGUCACGCCGACGGGCGGCAUGUUCAUCUGGACCAAGUUCUACUUCUCGCAGAACCCACAGUACCAGGCUCUGAAGCGCGGGGGCGCCGAGUCCGACCCGGAGCAAGCAUUCGCGAGCAAGCUGUGGGUACAGUUUGCCGAGGAGCUGGUUCUUCUAACACCUGGCUCAUAUUACCACCCUUGGCAGGGGCCAGACAAGACGAGCACAUCCGCACGAGGCGCCGACCCGGACACAUCGCACUUCCGGUUGACGUUUGCAAUGACGACGAAGGAAGACAUGGAACUCGGGAUCAAGCGCCUUGCCGGCGUUAUUAAGAAGUCCUGGGGUGCGGUGUAA
Molecule: messenger RNA, 1569 nt
Organism: Neoarthrinium moseri
Lineage: Eukaryota; Fungi; Ascomycota; Sordariomycetes; Amphisphaeriales; Apiosporaceae
Exons: 6
Coding region: 1-1569 (522 amino acids)
Biological process (GO): aromatic amino acid catabolic process; L-tyrosine biosynthetic process
Molecular function (GO): pyridoxal phosphate binding; aromatic-amino-acid:2-oxoglutarate transaminase activity; L-2-aminoadipate:2-oxoglutarate transaminase activity
Source: RefSeq, a predicted model, not a curated record